Molecule: messenger RNA, 1482 nt
Organism: Paraphaeosphaeria sporulosa
Lineage: Eukaryota; Fungi; Ascomycota; Dothideomycetes; Pleosporales; Didymosphaeriaceae
Exons: 1
Coding region: 1-1047 (348 amino acids)
Source: RefSeq, a predicted model, not a curated record
AUGCCGCCACUCGCGGCGUCGGACACGCGCAUACCGAACGCUUUUGGAUCGUUGCCAGUGGAGCUGUUCCUAAAUAUCUUGGACCAACUAGUCGGCACUCGCGACGGCCGGUUACCUGUUGCCUACGAACCCUCGCAUUCAGCUACAAAAGCGCUGCGCGCCUUAACCCUAGUAUCAAGAGCAGUUUAUCUAUGCGCAUCACGAUAUCUAUAUGCGAAUUGCCUGUACUUGAACGAUGUCACGAGGCAUCAUCGCUUCCGCAGAACGCUGGGCCUGGAGUUGGGCCAUCACCCGUUAGCCCUCGAAUACAGUCAGGCCGGGCGGAACGAAGACUUAUUCAAUGAGGCCGACAUCCCGCAACAUGUGGUCUCUCUGUUCAUAUCACCAGAGAAGACGCAGAACUGCGGGAUGACGCCUCGGGUGCGCCUGCCUCAAGUCAUAGACCUUUGCCUCGCCGUGGGAUCAACCUUGAAGCGGCUCGCUAUCGACUUCAACCCAGUCUACGUGCCCGCGUCAGAGCAGGUGCUGAUGAAGCCCCACUGCAGAAGUCGCAACAUCUUUCUCCACAUGCUGAACCUCGAAGAGUUGGUAUGCAGCUACGACACGUCGGACUAUUUUCGGUACCCGCCGCCCAACUUAAAGCGUCUUGCGAUGACUGCGAACGAUAUGGAGCCUUCUCACCUCGACUUCUACUUCAUGGUAUCUUCUCUGGAGACGCUGUUCAUUCUUCGCCCCAAGAAUCUCAAAGCUAAACACAUCGACGAGUUUUUCGACAGGUACAAUGGGAAGCACAUCGACAUUGUGUUGGUGGAUGUGAACAACAAUCACCGCACGCCACCGUCCACCCGGGACUGGUCAUCAGAUGACCGAGUGACGAUAUGGGAGGCUGACGUUCCGAGGAGUUUCUAUGGCGAUGACGAGGACUUGAUCUUAUGCGAUGAGUGGACAUGGACGCAUGGGGUCAAAGGAGACCUGUGGGACCAGGAUAAGAGGAGAAUGCGAAGUUGGAGUGAGAUCGAAAGGUCAUUGGCAGAGCCGGCGCUGUAAAGGCUUCCUUCCGGAAACGACGGACGAAUGCAUAUUGACCCUACCCUUUACGAAACUUACGAUACAACGACCAUCGACCUCAUGGACUGGAUCCGACAGCGACUUCAUUUUCUUCCGAGCCGCCUCACUUUGGUGUACGAUCUGGUAUUGCUCAAAAUGAUGAUUGGAAUGUUGCCACCAGCUUUGUCCUCAUAACAAGAGCACUUGACUGCCCCAAACUGGGGCUAUCUUUCUACCAUUGGCUUCGGUCUGUUUGUAUGGCUACAGUUUGGAUCCUGCUUUCUUGAUUAGGCGACUGGGACAUUUACUGAUUUGUAUACCUCUGUUCUGAUACGUGUGGUUCUCUGUCCAUGAAUUCAUCAUAGCAGCCCGAUACCAUUCCAUAUCUAGGUGUGCAUCAAACACUCACUGGAGGCUCGUGAUAAAGUACUCGAC